AUGGAAGUGAGCAUCCUUAAAACAAUAGUUAGCGAAUUUAAUCAAUAAGAUCAUAAAUAUGGUCUUCUUUUUGGUUAUAAUGCUGGAAAUGAAAACUAUUUGAUAAGUUUUUUAGCACCUUCAACAUUUUAAUAACUUCCAAACGAGCUUAAUGAAGAUAAAAAAAACGACAUCUUAAAUAUCGCAGAAGAUCUUCAUAACUCUGUUAAUGGAUACAGUUUAUUAGGAUUUAUUGCAAAAGAAAAUGAACAAAUAACUUAGCAAGCAUUAAUUAUGAAAGCUUAAGAAUAUUAUGUAGCUCUUUAAAAAAGAUUAAAAAUUAAAGGUUCCUUUUAUCUUUGCUAUAUUAACUCAGCCAGCUUUGAAAUCUUAGAAAAAAAAUAAGGAUAAGUUUUUACUAAAGUCAAUCACAAAGAAUUUGAAGAAAAAGAAUUAACAUAGGUUAACUCCUUAAUACCUCUUAACAUAGAGCAGGUUUUUAGUGAAAAAGAAUCAUAAAGCAAAACAAUUAUUGAUCAGAUAACAGAUGUAUCUCAAAGUUACUUAGGUUCACUCACAAAUAGCAUUAUUUUAUUAAAUAAUUUAUUGAUAACUAAUGAUACUAAGAGCUUGAGUGAACUUUGUAAUACUGCUGAAGUUUAAUUAUAAUUUAUUGAAAGCAGCACAACAUAAGCAUAAGAAUAAUUUUACUAGAGACCAUAUUACUUCAGAUUCAAUGGUUUAAUAGAAAUUAGCUUUAAAUCUUAUAAAGAUUUACCUAUUCAAAAUUUAAAGACUAUUAUUAUAAAUGCUGUGAGAAAAGAAUUAGAAACCAGAAUGUACCAAGUUUUCGGUGAAUAGUUUGCCUAAAAAAGCUUAAGCGAAACUGAAGAAAUAUAAUUACCAUCCAAAUACUAAUCAAAUCAAUUUAAAAAUAUUACAUUAAGUAUUUACACUUCUCACCCUUCUAUAUAAGACUAUGGUAGCUGUAUCUUUUCAUCUUUAUAAGAAGCAGAAAAAAUGUUUAAUUAGGAAUUUAAUGGUAAAAAACUAGAAUUUAAAUAAGUAGAUUAGUUACAAAUAUCUGUUUAAGGAAGCUAAACUUAAUCUAAAUAAGAAGCAACAAAAAAUGUAGAAAGUAAUAAGGAAUAAAAACAAAUAGACCCUUCUGUUUUAUUAAAGCAAUAAGAAUAAAGAAAAUAACAAAUUAGCUACUUAGUCUUCUCCUUAGUUAUUGCUCUUCUUGCCUAUAUUUACAUGAAAAUUUGA
Messenger RNA from Tetrahymena thermophila SB210, 1248 nucleotides. Its product is annotated as transmembrane protein, putative. The transcript is spliced from 7 exons. The record is from RefSeq and is a predicted model, not a curated record. Lineage: Eukaryota; Ciliophora; Oligohymenophorea; Hymenostomatida; Tetrahymenidae.